This is a messenger RNA of Monodelphis domestica (gray short-tailed opossum), 5787 nucleotides long. RefSeq names its product RecQ like helicase 4 (gene RECQL4). NCBI's taxonomy places the organism in Eukaryota, Metazoa, Chordata, Mammalia, Didelphimorphia, Didelphidae. Gene Ontology annotation, molecular function: nucleic acid binding; ATP binding; four-way junction helicase activity. Gene Ontology annotation, cellular component: cytoplasm; nucleus; chromosome. The record is from RefSeq and is a predicted model, not a curated record. Gene Ontology annotation, biological process: DNA replication; telomere maintenance; double-strand break repair via homologous recombination.
UCCGUGGUACGCUCGCGGAUUGGCUGUAGUCUCAGAGCCUUUCCCUCUAGAGCGGGAGAUUUACGAUCUCGGUCGGGAGGGAAAGGAUUUGGAAUUCUCCCGCGCCUGGUGUGGUGCCGACUAGCCAUGGAGCGGUACCAGGAAGUAAGGACCCUCCUGAAGACCUGGGAGAAGGCAUUCUUUCAAGAACACAAAAGGAAACCCAACAAGAGUGAUGUGGAGUCAGCACCAGAGGAAACAAAAGAACUCUACCGAGAAUACCGAACCCUAAGAAAAAGCCAGGAGUCAGUAGGUCUUUCACAGCCCAGCAACUCAGGCCAGCAGGAUCCAGCAGUAGAACAGCAGACACCAGAACUGGAUUUCUGGGGUGCACAUCUGAACAGGAAUAUGACCAAGCCACCACUGCCCACCCAGACGGCCAUCCUCCAGGUGCCUUCACAGUGCUAUGGGAAGAAGCUUAAGUCUAACCUAAAAGCUGCCCUGCAGGUAGGACCCUCCUCAGGCCGGAUACCUCGGCUUCCAUGCAGACAGCAGCCAAAGACAUGCCCAUCACCCAAAUCUCAUUUGUCGGUUCCCUUUGCUCCACCAGAAGUCAUACCCAGUUCCUGUGAAGGAGAUGUUGUCAUGCUUAAGCCUUCCAUACCUACCUGGAGCUGUGGACCAAAGUUCAUUCCCCAGCUUGGGAAACUGAAGCAGUUACAACACACCCUGGGCCAGAGACUGAGCUCCCUGGAUCCUGGCUGGUUGCAGAGGUGCCAGGAUGAGGCCAAAGAGAAGCCAGAGAGGUUAGAACACUCCAGUUCCCUGAGCUCAUUAUCAGAGGUCCAAGAACCUUGUCCAGAAAAGAAAUGCACAGAAUCCCAGCACUCUGCUAAGACAGAUCUGAGAUCAGUCUUUAACGAUGGUGAUGGUUUCAGUGAUGCUUCACUGCCUGAGACCCUGACAACAAAGCCAGUCUUUGGCAGCCUCCCUGAGAAGGAAGAUGCCCCUUCAAUGAGUGAGGUCAGAACAUUGCAGAGAAAUCUCACUCAGAAGAGACAGAGGGAUGAAAGCCAAGAUAGAACUCUGAAGCACCAGAAAAUUGGUACCAAGAAGAAGAAGCUCAGGAGCGAGUCUGCACCAGAGUCUAAUGGGGAGCAUACCAGGGAGUCUGGGAGAGUGGCAGCUCUGGAGAUCCCCAAGGAAGACCUUCUGGGAGAAAUGGUCGUGGAGAGGAUGGCCAAGACUGUCACUGGGGCCAAAGCCCCCAGGACAUUCUCCAAGGCCAAUGGUAACUUUGUACGUCUCAACUUAAAGAAGAAAUGUUAUGCUAAGGGCUUUGUUCUGAGGGGUAAACACCUCCGUAAGCAGAUAUGGAAGAAGAAGUGGCAGAUGAAAGGCGAGCAGUUUGGGGGUGGCUGGUCCAGAGGUCGGGGUAAAGAAUCCUGCUUCAGAUGUGGAGGCGCUGGGCAUUGGGCUUCACAGUGCCCUGGAAGAGCUCUCACUUCUCACCAGUCUUCUGAGGAGGGAGACAGUAAGACCUUAGAAGAGCAGGAGGAGGAAGAGCCCCCCCUUCCCACGCUGGAGGAGGUGGCCCAGAGAGUCAGUUCUGCUGCCUGCAGGGUCCUUGAGAGUAAGAAGUGGAGCAGGCAAUCUCAGCCAGAAGAGCCAGUGCCCCCAAAGGGGCCUGAGUGCAAAGCCCCUGAGCUUCCCUCUGCCGUGGAGCCAUUGUAUGGCUUGGGGCCUUCUGGGCAAGUGGCAGAGACCCCAUUGGAGGUGUUUGAGACUCUGACUCGGUUUGGUUACCACACAUUCCGCCCUGGACAAGAGGCUGCCAUUAUGAGGAUCCUCUCUGGCCUUUCCACUCUGGUCGUGCUACCCACUGGCAUGGGAAAGUCCCUGUGCUAUCAACUCCCAGCCCUUCUUUAUGCCCAACGCAGCUGCUGCAUUACAUUGGUUGUGUCACCCCUGCUGUCACUUAUGGAUGACCAGGUGUCGGGAUUGCCCCCAGGGCUAAAAGCUGUCUGUGUUCACUCCAACAUGACCAGGAAGCAAAGAGAGACAGCCAUGGAGAAGGUGAUGACUGGCAAGGUGCAGGUGCUGCUGUUGUCCCCAGAGGCAGUGGUUGGGGCUGGGGGCUUCAGCUGCCUCCCACCUGCAGCCCGGCUGCCCCCUGUGGCAUUUGCCUGCAUCGAUGAGGCUCACUGCCUCUCCCAGUGGUCCCACAACUUCCGGCCCUGCUAUCUACGGCUUUGUAAGGUGUUGCGAGAGCGUCUGGGUGUGCGCUGCUUCCUGGGCCUUACAGCCACUGCCACCUGUGCUACUGCCAGGGAUGUGGGGGAGCACCUGGGAAUUCCAGAGGAAGCUAUCUUUGGGACACAUUUGGCUGCCAUCCCCCCCAAUCUACAUCUCUCAGUCUCCCUGGAUAGAGACAAGGACCAGGCCCUUGUAAGCCUGCUACAGGGAGAGCGGUUUAGAGAUUUAAGCUCCAUCAUUGUAUACUGUAACCGGAGGGAUGAAACUGUACGUGUGGCUGCCCUAAUCAGGACUUGUCUUCAGGAGUCUUGGCGCCUAGAACCUUCUAAGGACUCCCCAGGACCCAGAGGGCGCCUGCCAGAGGCUGUGGCAGAAGCAUAUCAUGCAGGCCUAUCAGCCUCAGAGCGUCGGCGAGUACAGAGGGCCUUCAUGCAAGGCCGGCUUCGGGUGGUGGUAGCCACAGUAGCAUUUGGAAUGGGACUGGAUCGGCCAGAUGUACGAGCUGUGCUGCACCAUGGGCUCCCUGGAAGCAUUGAGAGCUACGUGCAGGAGAUUGGGAGGGCUGGGCGGGAUGGGCUGCCUGCCCACUGCCACCUCUUCCUACAGCCUCAGGGAGAAGACCUUCGAGAGCUGCGCAGACACAUCUACGCUGACACUGUAGAUUACCUGACUCUUAAGAAACUGGUGCAGAGGCUGUUUCCCCCAUGCACCUGUUCAAAGCAGCUCCAACAGCCCCAAGUGAUGGAUGCUGAGGUGAAUGAUGGGGAGGCCCUGGAGAAAGAGAGCUCUACCCACUGCAGUCAAGAGAUGCAGGAAGUACCCAGCUCAGGAGGAGAGGGUGUGCAGGAGGCUGGUCCCCAGGAAGAAAGUGAGGUUCCUGCCAAUGUACUGAGAAUCUGCCCAGGCCAUGAACGUGCCUUCUCUGUUCAGCAGAUGGUGGAGACCUUGGACAUGCGGGAAGAGGCCAUUGAAACACUGCUCUGCUACCUGGAGCUCCACCCUAGAAGUUGGCUGAAGCUGCUGGCCCCAAUCUUCGCCAUUUGCCAUUUGAAAUGCUAUGGUGGGCCCCCACAGCUCCAGGCCUUGGCCAAGAGGUGCCCCGCUGUGGCUGUGGGCCUGGCUCAACAGCAGUCAGCCAAAGACAAAGGCAGGAGUUCCCUAGACUUCAACGUGGUGGAGCUGGCUGACUCCAUGGGCUGGGAAGCAGCCCUUGUACGGCGGACACUGAACCAACUGCAAUGGGAAGUGACUCCUGGAAAGGGAGCUCCUCGUCGUACAGGGGUCCUGGUGGAGUUUAGGGACCUGUCAUUCCACAUGCGAUCCCCAGGUCUGACAGCUUUUGAACAGGAUGAAAUUUGUGACUUUCUGCACCAGCGAAUCCAAGCUCGAGAAAAAGAAGCUCUGGCACAGCUACGGGCCACCUUCCAGGCCUUCCAAAGGGUGGCUUUCCCCAACUGUGGGCCCUGCAUGGAACAUGUAGAUGAAGAAAGGAGUGACCAACUGAAGGCCCUGCUUACCCGUUACUUUGAGGAGGGGACAGCAGCACUUUUUGAAGACCAAUUCAGAGAAGAGAGUGAGCAGAACCAUGACUUUGGUCAGGCCAGACUCCAAGACUGGGAGAGUUCAAUCUGUUCUGACAUCCGCCAUUUGCUAUCCAUCCGGCAGGAGGAGAAGUUCUCAGGCAGAGCUCUUGCCAGGAUCUUUCAUGGCAUUGGAAGCCCCUGUUACCCAGCAGAGGUUUAUGGAAAGGACCGUCGAUUCUGGCGGAAAUACCUGCACGUGAGCUUCCCCAGCCUCCUCCGCCUAGCCACAAGAGAGAUUCUUGCCUGGAAGUGAAUCUGAAAGGGUCUCAUCCCAUCAUUCCCAUCAGAUAGUUGCUGCCAUCCUCAGUGAGGAAGAGUGCUGGCUGAUCAGAUGCCCACCUCCUGCUUUCUGCCAGGAAAAAGGCACAUGGUACCAGACUGGAAACACACCCCAACUACCAUUUACUUUCUAAGAGGAGAAAGGACAAUCUUCAAAGCAGAAAAUUUAAAAACUCAAUAUUUUUAUUGAUACUAAAAAUAGAUUCCAGGGUCUAGCCUUGGUUUGGGGUGUGGGAAGCAGGACAUGAGACAGUGUUCUCUUCAUUUCCUUCCCCUGUUCAACCCAGGUUACUGGGAGCUAAGUCCAAGUACAGCAGGGCUACCAAGGAGAGGACAAGGAAGAGUGUGAAACAUAGCCCUAGGCCCAGCCCAUCUGCCAGGGCUCCAGCCCCUGUCGUCAGCAGCAACUUCCCCAGUAGUUCCAGUGUGGCCAGGAAGCUGUAGUGAGUAGACUAGGAAGAAGAGAGGGCAGAGCCUAAAGGGACCCCAACACUCUACAAUGCACCACAAUUUCCCCUAAAAAUGACCAUUCAUAGCAUGCAUCUCCCUUUCCCGCAUUGACAGUGCUCCCCUGAGUGCUGCAAGGGUCCCAGAAUAUAGAUGCUUCCCAGAGUGAGUCCUUUGCCAUUUGGGAGGAGCCUCAGCUGCCAUUUAUGCUAAGCCUUUGCCAUCUUUGGGAAGGAGCAGUCUCAUCUCCAUCCAGGCUCUAAUGGAGCCUGAUAAGGCUAGGGGACCCAACAUUACCCUCAACACACACCACCACCCUGCCAACUACCUGGAUUGUGCUGUGUGCUUGCUGGCUGCAGUGCAUCAUGAGAGCAAAGGUGAGAGUAGUCACAGUGCCACUCAGAAAGUGCUGGGGUCCGAGGCUCACCAGAGCAGCUCCUGAUGGGGUGAAAGUUCAGUGCCAGUCAACAGUCCCCUUCCGUCCUUCAGUGCCUCCCCAAAGUCUACCUCAAGGGACCCCGCCAUCUACAUAUCAGUUCCUUUCUGUAGCACCUCUACCUGUGCCAAGCCCCUGCAUUCCCCCUCACCUUUUAAAAGGCUCCCCAGGCUGGAGCUAGGGAAGCAGAAGAGCAGAGCCAUCUGGAAGGCUAGGGCCCCGAUACGCAGGCGGAGAAGAGGUUUCAGGAGAGGCAGAGGCUGCCUAGGCAGAGGGGAAGGGGGGAAGGCUCAAGGUCAGCCUUGGCCCAACUUCCCCUCUGUCCCUCCCCUCCAUGAUGCUUCUCUCACCUGUGCCUGGCAAGAAGGACACCACCCAGGGAAGAGCCAGCAAUAGAGAAGCCCACGGCCACCAUGCCGUUCCACAGUCCCACUUCUGCAGCUGACACCCCCUGGUCCAGCAGAAAGAGAGGGAACAUGCUGAUGGCACCCUGCUCACCUGGGCAUGGGACAGGCAUGGAACAAGGUUAGCUAAGCAAGGAAUCUCAAGCCUCCUCUCCAAAGAUGGGCCUUGGCACUUGUCUAGCCUCCUCCAGAAACCUUUCCCUCACUGCUAGAGAAUCUCAGAAUUUAGAUCAGAAGCCAAUCCCCUUGUUUUACAGAAUAAGCCCAAUGGCACACAGCUGCUUAGUGGCAGCAGCAGGAUCCAAACUCGGGUUCUCUGAUACCAAUCUAGUGCUCUUCAUUCUACCAUGUUUGUCUAUAUAAAAGGAAUCUCAAAACUGGUCAUCUAAUCAGGCCUGGAAAA